Suillus discolor is the source of this 523-nucleotide messenger RNA. Its product is annotated as U6 snRNA-associated Sm-like protein LSm7. Gene Ontology annotation, biological process: mRNA splicing, via spliceosome; nuclear-transcribed mRNA catabolic process. The coding region runs from base 77 to 439 and encodes 120 amino acids. Gene Ontology annotation, cellular component: catalytic step 2 spliceosome; U6 snRNP; U12-type spliceosomal complex. Gene Ontology annotation, molecular function: RNA binding. The record is from RefSeq and is a predicted model, not a curated record. NCBI's taxonomy places the organism in Eukaryota, Fungi, Basidiomycota, Agaricomycetes, Boletales, Suillaceae. The transcript is spliced from 5 exons.
GUUUUCUUGUCUUGCUGCCAACAGCAGCCUGCAACAGCCUUGCAAGCAAGUAACCUGUGCACAAGUCACUCAAUUAAUGGCAGAUCGCGGUCGUGCUCCAGCUAGAGGUGGUCGUGGAGGUCCUCCACCGCGAGGUAGACCAAUGCCAGCUUCAUCUGAUGUCAAUAAAGGCAAGCGGGAGGCUAUCCUCGACCUGUCCAAGUACGUCAACGAGAGAAUAAGGGUCAAAUUCACUGGCGGUAGAGAAGUGACAGGGAUCCUGAAGGGUUACGACCAACUGCUCAAUCUCGUUCUUGACGGGGUCGAGGAACAAAUUAAUGAGCCAGAACCUCAAACCCGCUUGUUGAACCUCGUAGUCCUUCGGGGACCCACCAUUACCCUCCUCAGUCCCGUCGACGGCUCAGAGGAGAUCGCAAACCCUUUCGUAGCUCAGGAGUAGACAGCACCAUUCCUCUUCAGUAGUCCAUGUAUCUCCAUCUACUGUUUGUACACCCAAAUGUGACCGCUUGUUGCCUGACUACAU